Mycotypha africana is the source of this 640-nucleotide messenger RNA. RefSeq lists its product as uncharacterized. Lineage: Eukaryota; Fungi; Mucoromycota; Mucoromycetes; Mucorales; Mycotyphaceae. The transcript has a single exon. The record is from RefSeq and is a predicted model, not a curated record. The coding region runs from base 160 to 597 and encodes 145 amino acids.
GUUUGGUUUCAAAAUCGACGUGCUAAAGUCAAUCGUCUUCGAUUACAGCAGCAGCAGCAGCAGCAGCAACAUCCACCGCCGCCGCAGCAACAGCAAGAUCCAUCAGUACCUUUCACAGGCGAUCCUAAUGAUAAUAAUAAUAAUGUCCAUCCAUUGACAAUGAACAAUCAUAGUUACAAUCACCCAAAGCGAGUCAAAUUUAAUUAUUGGUCAAAAACAGCAAUACCAACAACAACAACAACAACAACAACACCCAAAAUUACGACACCUCCUUUGACACCGCCUAUUACUGCUGCUAUGGCUAAUACGAAUCAUUCUAAUACUGCUACUACUACAUCCACUUCAUCUUCUGCGUCUUCUCUUUUAUCAUCUCCUAUUUUACCUAAUGAACUCAUCUUUCAUCCUAAUGUGACACCUAUUGAUAUAUUAGCCUCUGCUGCUGCUUACGUUCAGCAACAAGACGAACUCGAAAAAAACUUGAAAAAACGAAAAUUGACAGCAGAGGAGGAGCAUCCUCCGUCUCACUUGCCACCACCACCUUCACCACAACAACAGCAAACUGUAAAAAAGUACAAGACAUGGAGACCAUGGCUUUAAAGAGAAAGGAAAAAAAAAAAAAAAAAAAAAAAAAAAAAAAAAA